Orbicella faveolata is the source of this 1180-nucleotide messenger RNA. RefSeq names its product V-type proton ATPase subunit C 1-B-like. Gene Ontology annotation, biological process: proton transmembrane transport. Lineage: Eukaryota; Metazoa; Cnidaria; Anthozoa; Scleractinia; Merulinidae. Gene Ontology annotation, cellular component: vacuolar proton-transporting V-type ATPase, V1 domain; lysosomal membrane. Gene Ontology annotation, molecular function: proton-transporting ATPase activity, rotational mechanism. The record is from RefSeq and is a predicted model, not a curated record.
GGGAAAAUAGUGAUAGAUCGGUGGUAGUUAAGUCUUCGGAGAUUCGUACGAAAAACACGUUCAUGUUAGCAUUAACUGCUUAGAUUUUUGAUAAGACUAGCUGACAGGAUGGCAGAGUAUUGGCUUAUUUCAGCUCCCGGUGAUAAAACACCACAACAAACGUAUACAAACCUCAAAGGCAAGAUGACCGGUCUCACCCCGGUCUUCCAACUUCAACUUCCCGAGCUUAAGGUGGGAACCUUGGAUACGCUUGUUGGGCUGUCAGAUGAUCUGGGGAAAUUGGAUGGAUUUGUUGAAAGUGUCACUCGAAAGUUAGCUCACUACAUGGUUGAUGUGUUAGAGGAGCAUCAGGACAGAGUGAGAGAAAAUCUGCUUGCAAAUGGCCAGGACCUGUCAAACUUUGUAACCAAGUUUCAGUGGGAUUCCGCUAAAUAUCCCAUCAAACAGUCACUGAGGAACUUGACAGAAAUCAUCAGCAAGCAAGUGACACAGAUUGAGCAUGACCUGAAGACCAAGGCAUCUGCGUACAACACAAUCAGAGGCACUCUGGCUUCCUUGGAGAGAAAAGCUACGGGAAGCCUUCUCACAAGAAAUCUUGGUGACCUGGUGAAAAAGGAAGAUUUUGUUUUGGACUCUGAAUACCUCACCACUCAGUUAGUGGUUGUCCCAAGGGCCCUGUACAGUGAAUGGCAGAAGGCAUAUUGGAAACUAACAGAUAUGGUUGUUCCGGAAUCAUCACGGUUGGUAUAGGUUACUCUUACCAUGUAAAUCAUUUAUUUGAAAGAAAUCAAUUAUAAAUCAAACUUGAACAUAAAAUGAAAUUUAAAUCAUGAUCAAGUUAUGCCUUCACUAUCCUUGUAGUUAUACUGUUGUUGCAUCAAUUGAUUUUCAUUAUUUUGCCUUCACUGCCCAAGCAAACACUCUCAAAGGUUAUGAGGCAUGGGCACAUUGGUCUGCCAGGACCAAGAUGUUUUUUUGACACAAUAAGGUUCCAGCAAAGUGGAUAAAAGAUACAUCAAAAAAUAUCUUACAUGAUUGUGCCAAAGCUGGACACAUAAACCCAAAAACCUCUUAUGAGGAAAAAUAGGGACUGUGUACCCCCAGCCAAACGCAGUGGCACCACCUUUGGGGUUUUAAGGUUGAUAUAUAAACAACAGAAUGCAAGAUAAAUCAGAUAACG